ACACAGAACAGCUGAGGCAGCGUUCAGUUUCAGCCCGAGUGCCAUUAUGAUGGAUGUUUACAUGUCUUCAUUGAGAGCCAAUUAUCUUGCUUUUGUGUGAGGCCCAAGGAUCACUCAUGCUGCCAGGCUGCGCAGAGCGCUGUUGGAUCUAGCUGAACGAAUUGUUUUCUCUGUUUCGGGUAAGAGCCUGCUCCGUUUACCUUCUCCUUUGCAAUAGGGGUGGAUGUGUCUCCCGGAAAGAAGAGUGCAAAGACUGGGAGCUAAGGGAAGUGUUCCUAUCUGGGUGACAAUAAUUUUCAUACAGGACAGAUUAUGACAGCUUCUUUCUUAAGGAGAAGAUGUUUAAAUUUUAUCAAAUGAAAUAUAUUUUUCAAAUGCUGGAUAAAAUGAGAUGCUUGCGAAAACGUUCUACAGUGUCUUUCUUGGGAGUUCUUGUUGUUUUCCUUCUGUUCAUGAACUUGUACAUUGAAGAUAGCUAUGUUCUGGAAGGUGACAAGCAGCUCAUGAGAGAAACAUCCACACAUCAACUUAAUUCUGAACGCUAUGUUCACACAUUCAAGGAUUUAUCUAACUUCUCAGGAACCAUAAAUGUCACCUAUCGAUACCUAGCUGCAACACCUUUACAGAGAAAGCGAUAUCUCACUAUUGGACUCUCGUCAGUGAAACGGAAAAAAGGAAACUAUUUACUUGAGACAAUAAAAUCAAUUUUUGAACAGUCCAGCUAUGAGGAAUUAAAGGAAAUUUCAGUAGUGGUGCAUCUAGCAGACUUUAAUUCAUCCUGGCGUGAUAUUAUGGUCCAAGAUAUUAUGCAGAAAUUUGCCCAUCACAUUAUUGCAGGAAGAUUAAUGGUUAUACAUGCUCCUGAAGAAUAUUAUCCAGUUCUGGAUGGUCUUAAAAGAAAUUACAAUGACCCAGAAGAUAGAGUUAGAUUUCGCUCCAAGCAAAAUGUAGACUAUGCAUUUCUGCUUAAUUUUUGUGCCAAUACUUCAGACUAUUAUGUAAUGCUUGAAGAUGAUGUUCGGUGUUCCAAAAAUUUCUUAACUGCCAUCAAGAAAGUCAUUGCAUCCUUAGAAGGCACUUACUGGGUAACUCUUGAAUUCUCAAAGCUUGGCUACAUUGGUAAGCUCUAUCAUUCUCAUGAUCUCCCACGCCUGGCCCAUUUUUUAUUAAUGUUUUAUCAAGAAAUGCCUUGUGAUUGGCUAUUGACUCAUUUCCGAGGUCUGCUGGCUCAGAAAAACGUGAUUCGGUUUAAACCUUCUCUCUUUCAGCACAUGGGCUAUUACUCAUCCUAUAAAGGAACUGAGAAUAAACUGAAGGAUGAUGACUUUGAAGAGGAGUCAUUCGACAUCCCAGAUAACCCUCCUGCAAGUCUCUACACCAACAUGAACGUCUUUGAAAACUAUGAAGCAAGCAAGGCUUAUAGCAGUGUUGAUGAGUACUUCUGGGGAAAGCCACCUUCAAUAGGAGACACAUUUGUCAUUAUAUUUGAAAAUCCAAUUACAAUUAAAAAAAUUAAAGUGAAUACGGGGACAGAAGACCGACAGAACGACAUUUUGCACCAUGGAGCUCUAGAUGUUGGGGAAAAACUUACGUUAAGGAAACAAAUAAGACAAUGUGAUACUUACUUAAGACUGGGGGACUUCAAAAAUGGAAACUUUGAAAUGUCAGAUGUGAAUCAAAAAAUUCCGUUUGACAUACACUGCAUGAGGAUAUGCGUUACCAAAACACAAAAAGAAUGGCUGAUAAUUCGGAGUAUCAGUAUUUGGACUUCCUAGCCAAUUAAGUCAGUACACUGAGUUUCUGAAGCAGGUCUUCCUGUGUCAGGUUUUCCUAUCUUCCUCUUUUGCUACGUUUGUCUUUUGGAAGGCAACCAAUGGAUGUGAUGUGUCACAGAAAAAGUUGAUCAACUCAGCAGAUUUCAUUGUAAUUUUACUACACACACUCUUGUAUAUUUUUUCACUUUUGAGGGUGAAUAUCAUUCUGUAGUUAAAGCUGCUGUCAUUCAUAUAUUUAAAUGUUCAUAGUUCCACAAUUUCAACCAAUAGUCAAAAGAGUGAUGUGAGUGAUUUAAAAUGAAAAUUUUCUUUGGUUGGAUGAUAAUUAAAACACAGUUGCCAACUGUGUACACUUAUUCAUGAAUUGAUAAUUCAUUAUAUGAUCAAACAGCUUCUUAUUAAAGAAUCUCUGAGAAUAUGCAGUUGGUUGCAAUCAUAAACUGGGAUAUUUUUCUUGGAAAUUUAGGCUCUCACUGACUGCUAUAUUUCUACAAUUAAUACCUCCUCAUAGAUGUGGUAUCUUUACAACAGACUAUUUUGUGUAAGUAGGGUUGUGGAAAAGCAGAGGUAAAACUCGUCAUUUCUCUGGUUAUUUCUAUGAAAAUGAACAGUGCUCAUUGUUUUCAAACAUUUAAUUGAGCACUUGUUAAUAAAUUUUCUGUGGGAAGAAAUAUAUUCCUAACUUCCCAUUGGGAAAAAAAAAAGAAGUCAAGCUCAGUAUUUUAAGGUUGCAUUGGAUAACUUAAAUUAACAUAGAGAGAUGGCCUAUAGAUAGUCCAUUUGUCCAAACAGUUUCAGUAUAUGCAGACAAAUUGAAAUUGAUUUUAUAUUUUUUAUAUUAAAAUUCAUGUGAUUGAAAUUGUUGUAGUUUAUCAUAUUUUGGGAAGAUUAAAUGGCUGUCUUACAUGGGAGAAAGGUAAAAUCUGCAGAAACUAGUUUUCUUUUGUUUUCCUGUAGCCAAUGGGCUAUUACUUCAAAUAACAAAUGAAGGAAUUCUUUUGUUUGUUUGUUCUGAGUAACAGACAACACUCUUUUCUAUCUAUGGAGAUCUCUCCUACCAAAACUUAGGGUUUCUGUUUCCUUCCUUUCUUCUUUCUUUUUUUUCUUUCUUCUUUCAU
This is a messenger RNA of Onychomys torridus (southern grasshopper mouse), 2893 nucleotides long. It is a transcript of the gene Mgat4c, whose product is annotated as MGAT4 family member C. Gene Ontology annotation, biological process: protein N-linked glycosylation. The transcript has 5 exons. The record is from RefSeq and is a predicted model, not a curated record. The coding region runs from base 339 to 1775 and encodes 478 amino acids. Gene Ontology annotation, molecular function: acetylglucosaminyltransferase activity. Lineage: Eukaryota; Metazoa; Chordata; Mammalia; Rodentia; Cricetidae.